Hymenoscyphus albidus is the source of this 1051-nucleotide messenger RNA. The record is from the annotation of a GenBank genome assembly. NCBI's taxonomy places the organism in Eukaryota, Fungi, Ascomycota, Leotiomycetes, Helotiales, Helotiaceae.
CGCUGUAUGCAGUUCUGGUACACCGCAAAUUUUAUGUCACGAUGCCUCCGAACCUAAAUGCAGCAGCUCUCGAUCCCAUCCGAAAUGUUGUCAGCGCUUCUUUUCUCUAUCCCUUCAAGGGGAUAUUGUACUUCUGUACCAAGCGAGAGUACUGGCCUCUCUUCGGUCGACGGUUAAUACCUCUGACCAUCCUCUCCAUCGUUGUCCUCGCCCUCUUAUUUACCUUUACAUACUUGCCUCAGGCGGCUUUCUUACUCAUAUUCCAUGGCCCUACGGCAUGGGUUAGUGCCGUAUUUCUCGUCUUGGGGGAGGGCAACCUCUUGAUCGCUUUGCUCUUUGAGGGAUUUCUGGUUGACGAGACUUUGGUGGAUGUUUUCGACGUUUGUCACCUCCGCUCUCUCAUCCACUUCCUGCGGGUGUCUGUGGUUAAAACUCAUGUUGACUGAUCUUUCAGGCCACCUUAAUCCGCGAAGGUCAAAUUGACCUCGUCUCCCCCUCCAGACUCCUCCACCACGAUGCGCCCACGGCCGUGAAAAUGCUCGGGAAACCCACCACGUCUGCCGUCUACUCGCCCUUCUCCUUCCGGCAGAUCGCAGAGUUCAUACUCUUCCUCCCGCUCAACUUGAUACCCGUGAUUGGUGUGCCCUUCUUCCUGGUUCUCACGGGCGCGAGAGCAGGCCCUCUACAUCACUGGAGGUGGUUCAAGUUGCGAGGACUGACCAAGAAAGAAAGGAAUAAAGAGAUAGCGAAAAGGAAAUGGAAAUAUACUUGGUACACUCCGUCUUCUGGCCGCUAUGUCCGGGGAGAUGCUGACGAAAAUCCAGGUUUGGGACAAUGGCCUUGCUUCUGCAGCUUGUUCCUGUCUUCUCCAUGUUCUUCCUUUUGACAUCGGCAUGUGGCUCGGCUUUAUGGGUUGUGAAGCUUGAGGAGCAGAGAAGAUUGCUUGAAGAAGCUCCUAGAUUGACGGAUGACGGAGCACCGCCUCCUUACACUGAUGAUCCUAUAUAGAUUACACUACUGACACGUGAUUAUGAGAUUAUGCAACGUUACC